Kickxella alabastrina is the source of this 1678-nucleotide messenger RNA. RefSeq names its product mitochondrial processing peptidase beta subunit mitochondrial precursor. Gene Ontology annotation, cellular component: mitochondrion. The record is from RefSeq and is a predicted model, not a curated record. The coding region runs from base 143 to 1552 and encodes 469 amino acids. Gene Ontology annotation, molecular function: metalloendopeptidase activity; metal ion binding. NCBI's taxonomy places the organism in Eukaryota, Fungi, Kickxellomycota, Kickxellomycetes, Kickxellales, Kickxellaceae. The transcript has 3 exons.
CCUCCACUUUGCCUAUUUUCUGUUUUAUAAAUCCAACUGUGCGUUUUUUAUUUAGCGAUUUUUUUAUUUUUCCCUGGUCUCACUCGAAUCGUUUUCUUACACCGAUUGAGAAAUUUAGGAUAAAGGACGUUAAUUUCAGACAAUGGCUCUCAACUAUCUCAGCAAGAACGCUUUGCCCAAGUUUGUUCGGCCUGCUGGCAUCCAGCUCGCUCGCUAUGCCACGGUCAACGCUGGCAAGACUCAGAUCACCACUCUGCCCAAUGGCUUUACGGUUGCCACCGAAAACAACCCCUCGGUGAGCACCGCCACUGUCGGUGUCUGGGUCAACUCGGGAAGCCGCAGCGAGACCGCCAAGGACAACGGCUCUGCUCACUUCCUCGAGCACAUGGCCUUUAAGGGUACAUCCGUGCGCUCGCAGCACGACAUUGAGCUGCAGAUCGAGAACAUGGGCGCCCACUUGAACGCCUACACCUCGCGCGAGCAGACCGUGUACUACGCCAAGGCCCUCGAGAAGGACGUUCCCCAGGCCGUCGAGGUUCUUUCGGACAUUCUGCAGAACUCAAAGCUCAACGAGGCCGCCAUCGAGCGCGAGCGCGACGUGAUUCUGCGCGAGCAGGAGGAGGUUGAGAAGGUUAUGGAGGAGGUUGUGUUCGACCACCUGCACGCCACGGCGUUCCAGAACAGCCCCCUCGGCUACACGAUUCUUGGCCCCCGUGAGAACAUCCUGUCCAUCACAAAGGCUGAUCUGGAGCAGUACAUCUCGCGCAACUACACUGCCGACCGCAUGGUUCUUGUCGGUGCCGGUGGCGUCAAGCACGAUGAUCUUGUCAAGCUCGCCGAGAAGCACUUUGGCUCGGUCAAGACCAGCGAGACGCCCGUCGCGCUGGCGACCCGCAAGGACGCCCCUCCCCGCUUCUGGGGCUCGGACCUGCGCGUGCGCAACGAUGACAUCCCCCAGGCGCACAUUGCCCUUGCCGUCGAGGGCGUCGGAUGGACCCACCCCGACUACUUCUCGAUGCUCACACUGCAGUCGCUGAUCGGCAACUGGGACCGCUCUCUGGGCGCGCCCAACAACGUCAGCUCGCGCCUGUCGCAGGUCGUGUCCAAGAACGCCCUUGCUAACUCUUUCAUGUCGUUCAACACGUCGUACCACGACACCGGCCUGUGGGGUAUCUACCUGACCUCGGAGAACGUCGGCAACCUCGAUGACCUCGUGCACUUCACUCUCCAGGAGUGGGCUCGCCUGUCAACCUCCGUCACUGAGGCCGAGGUUGAGCGCGCCAAGCAGCAGCUCAAGGCUUCGCUUCUCCUCAACCUCGACGGCACCACCGCUAUCGCCGAGGACAUUGGCCGCCAGAUCCUGACACACGGCAAGCGCAUGGAGCCCGCCCAGGUGGCCGCUGCUGUCGAUGCCAUCGAUGCCCAGACCGUGCGCAAGGUCGCCUAUGAGCGCCUGUGGGACCAGGAGGUUGCCGCUGUGGGUGUCGGACCCAUCCAGGGCAUGCCUGACUACAUGCGCAUCCGCUCGGCCAUGUCGUGGAUGCGCGCCUAAGCCAACAGCCAAGUCUAAAAUAAAUGUAGCUUUGCUGGUUGUCUGAAGCACCGCCGAAUUUUCCCAUCUCAAUAUUUUUUGUUUCUUUUUUCCCAAACAUACACUCUCACCUAUCCUUUACGCUUU